AUGUCUCAAAGAAUUAUCCUACCAAGUGCAUCAGAUCAGCAAUUCGAGGGUAAUUCUGAUGGGUAUGAAUAUACUGCCGGGCCUAAGCAGGCGAUAACAAGCGAAGCUUUCACAGCUUACGUGUCCUCCGGAAUAUACUCGAAGCCUCUUCUUUUUAAAAGACAAGAAAUUUCUUUAUCAGCAAUGGCUUUCCUUUUCCAGGAAAUGAUUGCACAACUGCACAGAACGUGCAAAACAACGGACGAUUUUGAAACUAAAUUAAAUGAUUAUGGCCACAACAUUGGAAUUCGCCUUCUAGAAUUGUUGAACUUUAGGGCUUCUGUAUCUCCAGGCUCUCUUCCCAGGACCUCUACAUUCCUUUCACAAAACGAUUCUCCUUCAAAGUUGUUAAAUGCAUCGAAUUCAUCGAGUUUAUUGUCCAACUCUAAUCCAACAGCUUCAGCUUCUGCCAAUGAACGACUCCAAGAAAGGCAAACAGAGUCCUUGUCCAGCUAUAUUACAAAGAUGAGGCGCCGUGAUCUAAAAAUCCUUGAUAUACUACAAUUCAUUCAUGGUACCUUAUGGUCAUACCUCUUCAAUCACGUAAGUGAUGACUUAGUCAAGUCUUCAGAGCGUGAUAACGAAUAUAUGAUAGUCGAUAACUUCCCUACUUUGUCCCAAUUUAUCCCGGGUGAGAACGUUUCUUGUGAGUAUUUCGUUUGUGGUAUAAUCAAAGGAUUUCUUUUCAAUGCUGGAUUCCCAUGUGGCGUGACAGCACAUCGUAUGCCUCAAGGCGGACAUACCCAACGAACUGUUUAUUUGAUUCAAUUCGAUAGGCAAGUACUUGAACGGGAAGGUUUGAGAUUUGCUUAA
Saccharomyces mikatae IFO 1815 is the source of this 852-nucleotide messenger RNA. It is a transcript of the gene TRS31, whose product is annotated as TRAPP subunit TRS31. The record is from RefSeq and is a predicted model, not a curated record. Gene Ontology annotation, biological process: endoplasmic reticulum to Golgi vesicle-mediated transport. NCBI's taxonomy places the organism in Eukaryota, Fungi, Ascomycota, Saccharomycetes, Saccharomycetales, Saccharomycetaceae. The transcript has a single exon. The coding region runs from base 1 to 852 and encodes 283 amino acids. Gene Ontology annotation, cellular component: TRAPPIII protein complex; TRAPPI protein complex; TRAPPII protein complex.